AUGUCGAAUCCUGAGAAAGCUCCCCAGUAUUCCGCUGGUGGCCAGCAUGGAGGUGGUCUUCUUCCUACCGCCGACCCUUCCCAGAAUCAACCUCAAGACUCCUCUCUGCCUCCAGCGUACAACCAAGGAUCUGCUGAGCUUCCUGGAGACGAGAAGCCCCGCGUACCCCAAAAUCCAGAUCAAUAUGUCCAGUUCGCCGGAUCCCAGAGCCAGCAGCAACCUCCUCCGUUUUCGUCCACUGCCGGAACCGAGCAAUAUCCCAGUGCUGCAGAGGAGAAGCGCCAGCUAGAGCAGCAGUACUUCCCUCCCCCUCCUCCCGGUCCUCCUCCUGCGCAAGAUCAACACCAAGCUUCCGCUGCUCACCCAAACCCUCUCCAGGGCAAUCCAGUUGCUAUGCCUCAACAGCAUCAGGAGACUCACCAGCCCUCUGACGCUCAGCAGUUUCAGCAAGCCCAGCAAAACUACGCUAUUCCGCAAUACGACCCUGCUCAUCCUACUUUUGCUCCCCCUCCUACGAAUCAGCCAGCUCAGGCUCAGGUGCCUCCUCAACCAAGCCCGACAGCUCCUACGCAUGGUCACGGUUUCGGCCAUGGUCCAGAGACAACCACAGCCCAGGCUUCGACUUCCGCGCAUCCUGAGACACAUAAGAAGCCUGGCUGGAGCGAAAAGUUCAGCCAGCUUGGUAUCAAGGCCGCUGCACCUAUCAACAGCUUGGCGCACAAGUUUGGUAGCCAGAGUUUCCUCCCCGAGACUAUCGACAAGGAGUGUGACAAGGCAGCUUCUAUUCUGAAGUCCUUCUGUAAAAACGGUGUCUACGCCGAUCCUAGCUCUAGCCAGGUUCCUACAUCAACAGACCCAAAGGCACAGGAAACUAAUGACGAGAUCAUCGAUCCCACCAAAGAGAAGCCCAAGAAGAGAGUUCUUGUCAACAUCCCUCCCAAGGUCAUCGCCAAGGCCCAAGGUCUCGCUAUCUUCACGACUCUUCGUGCCGGCUACGCUUUCUCUGGUGCCACUGGUUCAGGUAUCUUGAUCUCUCGUCUCCCCGAUGGAUCAUGGGGUCCUCCUUCAGGUAUCCAAGUCCACUCCGUUGGCGCUGGUUUCAUGAUCGGUCUUGACAUUUACGACUGUGUCUGUGUCAUCAACAGCCGAGAGGCUCUCAACGCCUUCGCCAAGACCCGUGUUGCUCUAGGUAGUGACCUUGCUGUUGUCGCUGGUCCUUAUGGCGCCGGUGGUGCUGUCGAGAUUGGUGCCGCUAUGGAUGGAAAGAAGAAGGACAAGGAGAACAAGGACGAUGAGGCUCCACCCAAGCCUCCCCGCCCUACCGAGGAUAACCAAGGCCUGAAGCCAGAGACCGAUGCCGACAAGAAGAAGAAGCGCCGCAGCUUGAGCACCGGCGCUUUCAAGCCUGUCUUUUCCUACGUCAAGUCCCGCGGUUUCUACGCAGGCAUCCAAGUCGACGGCACCGUCGUCGUCGAGCGCAAGGAUGCCAACGCAGCUUUCUACGGCGAGCGCGUCUCAGUUGAGCAGAUCAUCCGAGGAGAAGUUCCCCGCCAGAGCGGCAUGUGGCCCGCCGGUGCGCGCAAUCUCCUCGAGACUCUGAAGGGUGCUGAGGUCGGAUCUCUCAAGGUAAAUUCCGUGUCUCCGACCGAUCGGGACCCCACUUCCACCGAUCCUGCGGCGCCGGUGGCGUCGGGGGCUAGUGCGGGACAGACACAGCCUCCGGGAUAUGUCGAUGAUGGAGUUCACCGACCUGAAGUUGGAGAUGUGAAGUACCGUUAG
Messenger RNA from Fusarium subglutinans, 1779 nucleotides. RefSeq lists its product as uncharacterized. The record is from RefSeq and is a predicted model, not a curated record. The transcript is spliced from 2 exons. Bases 1 to 1779 code for a protein of 592 amino acids. Gene Ontology annotation, molecular function: phosphatidylinositol binding. NCBI's taxonomy places the organism in Eukaryota, Fungi, Ascomycota, Sordariomycetes, Hypocreales, Nectriaceae.